Molecule: messenger RNA, 4937 nt
Organism: Schistosoma mattheei
Lineage: Eukaryota; Metazoa; Platyhelminthes; Trematoda; Strigeidida; Schistosomatidae
Source: the annotation of a GenBank genome assembly
GACUUGGAUCUUAAGGUCAGUAGUAACACAUGGCGGGAUCGUACUGGUCUUCUUAAUCGUUUGUUGUACAUGUUAGACAUACAUCAAGUUCUUGAAUACUAUCUGACGGAUUUUUUUGUAUCGACACGUCAUUGUAAUGCCACAACACCGGAAACAAGCAAACGACAGUUGUAACGUUUUGAACCAGCCACUUCCGCGUGUAAUUCACAGACCAAUCCCAAUUACUGCGUCAUCUGUCGUACUUUCACCUUUCGAACUAGUCACUCCUAGAAUGCCUGUACGAACUGUGGCUGAUCCACCGGAAGUGGUCCCGUCUGGUCACUGGUUUCACGGAAAUAUUAGUCGGGAGGACACUGAACGACUUCUGAAACAUCAUUCACAAAAUGGGACUUUUCUUAUAAGGUUCAGCAUAUCGACUCACAAGUAUGUUCUGAGCGUCAUUUACAAUCAGCAGCUGUACCACUAUCCGAUAGAAGAAUUGUCAGAUGGAUUUUAUCAGGUCAAUGGAACAAAUGCUAAAUAUUUGGGCAUUGACUUACUUGUAUCAGAGUUCAGGCGUGCAAAUAACUGCAUAGUUUGCUCAUUAGGGAAGCCUGCUCCAGGUCUCCGGCCGCCUCCACAUAUUACUGUUUAUGGAGUAACCAAUGACUUGCAUCAUGCUGUAAGGAAAGCAAAUCUUAAGGGUGUUCGUGACCUCUUUACGCGUGUCAACUCAAUGGAAGUAACAAGUUUAUCGGAUUAUGUGAACGAAAAAUCAGCUGACAGUGGCGCUACUCCAUUAAUCGAAGCUGCUAAAACAGGCUCCAAUGAUAUUGUCCGGCUUUUAUUAGAGCACAAUGCGUCUGUAAAUUUAAGAGAUUGCGGUGGAUUCACAGCACUUCAUCGUGCAUGUCAAAAAAGUUUUGCACAUGUUGCUGAAACCCUUUUAAGAGUCGGCCGUGCUAAUCCUCAGAUCAAAUGCCCAUUUUCUGGGAAUACUGCACUUCAUGAAGCUGCUAUGUUAGGUCAUGCCGAUUGUGUAAACUGUCUCCUACGUUACCAUGCUGCUCCAUGGGCAAGAAAUGCUGAAGCUGAGAUGCCUUUUGAAUUAGCUCUGCGCUAUGGAUUUGCUGACUUAGCUGCUGCUCUGGCCGGUUACAAACCUGCUCCAGCAAUUACAAUGCAGAACGAUUGGUAUCAUCCUUCAUUAUCAAAAUCGGAAACCGAUAAAAUAUUUUCCAAUUGUUCCACAAUUAAAGAUGGUGCAUUUCUAAUUCGACGAUCAUCACAAUCAGAAAGAAAAUUUGUACUUGUUCUAUAUUAUCAACAUCAAACAUUAAAAUAUCAAAUAGAAGUAGUUGAUUUUUCAUUUCAUAUGGAUACAAAAGAAGCUUAUUUCAUUGAUAAGGGUCCACUUCAUUUAUCCUUAGAACACUUAGUAGAACAUUAUAGUCGUUUCGCAGAUGGAAUACCUGUGCGUUUACACUAUGCUAUAUCUCCGUCUGGUAGAAUUACUAAUAUUGAACAAUUGGCACCUCACAAUCUAGAUAAUCAUGGUCAAGAAUUAAGGAAAAUUGAGUCUUCUGCCGUUGGUGGUGAUGCAUGGGCUUUAAGAACUAUCUCAUCCAGUUUACAUGGUGGUCGUAUGGGUGCACCUUUGUCAAUGUCAAUUGCUAAGGGUGCUUCACGUCAUGGACAAAAAUCAAAUCAGGGGAAACACCAUAGUUCAUCGAGUUCCGGCGUCUCCGGUAUGUCCAGUGGUGGUGGUCUCCUUCCAGUUGCAGCUGGUCUACAAUUAACUGCAUCUGGGACGUCUUGCAUCGGAUCUACAACUGGUUCUGGUGAACUUCGCUUAAUUCCUAGCGAUGCUGUCAUUCUAUUGUAUAGACUAGGUGAAGGUGAAUUCGGUGAAGUUUAUCGAGGCAGACUACACUUGGAUAAUGGUAUAGUUCAAGAAGUGGCUGUGAAAGUUCUUGUCCAACCAUCACAAAGAUUGGAUUUUUUGAAAGAGGCUACAAUCAUGAUGCAAUUAUCUCAUCCACAUAUUGUAACGAUUUAUGGUGUAUGUGAGAAUAAACGCUUAAUGAUGAUAUUAGAAUUAGCUGAACUUGGCAGUUUAUUAGAUUAUCUAUUAGAUUAUCCGGAAAAAUGUCAAUUACCUGAAUUGUACAAUUGGAGUAUGCAAAUUGCAAAUGGUAUGAGCUUUCUAGAAUCAGCUAGAUUUGUUCAUCGAGAUUUGGCUUGUCGUAAUGUCCUAUUAUCAAAUCAUUCUUGUGCAAAAAUUUCUGAUUUUGGUCUGUCACGUGCAGUUGGCGUUGAAUCCGAUUACUACAAAGCUACACAACGUGGUAAAUGGCCAGUGAAAUGGUAUGCACCAGAAUCAAUUUAUUACAAAACAUUCAGUCAUGCUAGUGAUGUCUGGUCGUUUGGUAUAUGCUUAUGGGAAAUGUUCUCAUUAGGUGAACAUCCAUAUGCAGAUCAAGAUAGCUUUGAAGUUUUACGUCAAAUUGAGGAAGGUGUACGUCUGCCUAAGCCCCAUUUAGCUAAUGAUGACGUUUUUGCUAUUAUGCAUGAUUGUUGGGCGUAUAAUCCAGAUGCACGACCAACAUUUGCUCAACUUCUCGCUGUAUUUCAACAUCUUGCUACUAAUGUUUACGAAAAUGUUGAGCCACCGGAAGUGGUGGUCCCAGGCAAUGCAAAUCCAUCAUGUAAAGUUGUUAAAAAUGGUAUAGCGUGUCAUAAUAAUACUAAAAAUAACAAUAUAUGUUCAUCCACUACUGGUCCUCAUCCUUCUGUUGUCACUACUACCAUGGCAACUGGUACUACUAACCACAAUGAUAAUCAACACAUCAGUGGCAAUGAUCGACGUCAAACAAACUGUACUAAUGUACGUAUUCCAAAUCUUGUCCAAACUAACGGUUCAUCAUAAUAGAACAAAUAUAAAAGAAGGUGGCAGGAUAGAAUGAUUAGUAAAACAAAUAGAAUGAAAACAUUUUUAAAAAAACUUCUCUAGUCUAAAUAUGCUUUCUCUUUUUACUUUUUGGAUAAGUUUUCCAUUUUAUUUUUGCUUUUAUCAAGUGAAUAGUUUUGUGUGUGUGUAUGAAGUAAUCUCUGUCGUUCCAUUUCUAUUCUAUUCAUGUAUGCAUUUUUAUUUGAUUCAUCAACCAAUAAUCAUAAUAAUAAUAUCUACCUCUUUUGAUGAUGACAAGUAUUCAACAACUUUUAUUGGUUGUAUCUCCAAGACAUUAUACUGUGCCGUUGAUGAUGAUUUUGAUUGAAAUCACUAUUUAAAAAGAAAAAAAAUGAAGAACAAUCGAUAAUAAUAAUAAUAAUUUCUCUCUUUAUGUUUUAAUUUCUUUUUUAAGUUUAGCAUUUAAUUCAAUUCAUUGUUUCACUGUUCUUUUUUUGUGUGUGAUAUUCUCUUGUUUCUUCUCUUUUUCUUUUCUGUCUCUACAACGGUAUUGUUGUCCUUUUUGAAAUCAUGUUAUCGUAUUAUAUCGAUUUCUAAAUUAUUAUUAUUAUUAUUAUUAUUAUUAUUAUUAUUAAUGUUAUGAUUUCGACCAGUUAAUCAUUGUACAUAGAUACGCAUUUCGUGAUAUUCAAUGUAGUCCUGUCUAUCUACUUCUAUUUCUGGUGUCUAAUAUACUUUUUAUGAUAUAUAAUAUUUUAUUUGUAUUCUUUGUAUAUUAUUCUGAUUAUUCCUUAACAGUUUCUUUCUUUUCUUUUUCUUCAAUCAAUAAGAUUAUGUUAUUCAAAUGUUUACACAUCACAUUCAACUUUAUCAUGAUUCCUUUUUAAUAUACGUGACCAGUCGCUCAUUCAUUCACUCACUCGCUUACUCACUGAUUCAUUUCAUUUCCUUAGAAAAUGUCAUAUGUUGUAAAAUUUUCAUUAUUUUUAAAAUGUGUUGAUAGUUUGGACAUUUGUUGUCAUCAUUUUCUUUUUUUGAAUGAUUGUUUCUUUCCUAUGAUCUCUAAUGGUAUUUAUUGUUAAUUAUCAAUACUAACUUAUUACCAUAUUUUCGUAGAAUUUAAUAAUUAUAAUUAGUAAUAAAAUAGAAACUGUCUUAUUAUGUAAUACCUGUUAUAUGAAAAUAUUAGAUCUGGUUCAAAUGAUAAGCAUUAAAAAAAAACAACACUUAGUUCAUGCUUUUUGUUUUGUUCCUAUUUUGCAUUGUAUUUAAAUAUUCAUCCCUAUUUGUUUAUCUUUAUUCUUUGGCAUAUAUGUUUUUCAUACUUUUAUUAUUUUUGGUAUCAUACAAACCAUGGUUUCAUUAAAUUGAAACUAUUAUCUAAUUAUUUAUUAUAUAUUCUUCAUUUGUGUAUUGAUUUCAAUCGAUAAUGAAAUCUAUACAAGCGUUUAGCGUUUUUUUAGUGAGUUAGUUUUCUACGGGAUGGGGACGCUAACCCCAUGCCCAACCCCCACUCCUUUAUCCGGGCUUAGGACUGGCAGUAGCCUCCGGAGGGACUUCAGGCGGAGUUGAAAUCUAUACAAAGGAGAGAAAAAAUCUCUCAAUAAAAUGAAGUUACAAGGCAUGUUUGUUUGUUGUUUUCUUUGUAGUUUGAUAUAUACACUUUAACUAAUAGUAACACUUCAAUUAUUAUUUUUUUUCCUUUUUGACGGUGUUCUAUCAUCAACUAUUUCCAAUGUUUGUUUGUUUAUAUGGUUUACUACUUUCUAUGAGAUCCAUUGAAUGUUUACUUAUUGCAACAACAUAUAUGACUAAUUAUCUUUUAAAAUUCAUUGUACACAAACAUAUAUAUAUUAUUGAGUUGCAUAUUUCAUAUGUUAUUAUUGAAUAGGGUUAAUAACUUUUAAUGAUAAUAACUCUUAUGAACUUGUCUGUCAUAAAGCAAUUAUUAUUAAAUAGUAACCUUGUUUGUAAUUGGUAAUCUUUGUAAACUUUAAUAAUAGUGAUAAAUAAUAAAAAAUUGAAAUAUUAAUAAAUUCAUCAUGUC